Thyridium curvatum is the source of this 501-nucleotide messenger RNA. RefSeq lists its product as uncharacterized. Lineage: Eukaryota; Fungi; Ascomycota; Sordariomycetes; Thyridiales; Thyridiaceae. The transcript is spliced from 2 exons. The record is from RefSeq and is a predicted model, not a curated record. The coding region runs from base 1 to 501 and encodes 166 amino acids. Gene Ontology annotation, biological process: translation. Gene Ontology annotation, molecular function: structural constituent of ribosome. Gene Ontology annotation, cellular component: mitochondrial large ribosomal subunit; ribosome.
AUGUUGCGCUCACUACCGACGACUCUCCGGGCAACGCCCACCCCGACCUCCAUCCUCCGCCAGUCCUCCCUCCCAACCAUCCGCCUCCUCAGUCAAACCAGCACCACCAGCACCACAGCCGCCCCAUCGGCGACAAGCACAACGCCCUCCUCCUCGCCCUCAAUACCCCAGCCCUCCGCGACGAGCCGCCGCCCAGACACCAACAACAACAACAACGACGCGACAACAACCCCCGCGCCGCCCAGACGGGGCCCCUACUUCGUCGCCCGCAACUUCGGCAACAACUUCUCCGUCUACCACCUGCGCAAGCGCGGCGGCAACCUGCGCCAGACGGUCGUCAAGAAGGUCGAGGGCGACGCGCGCUCCCUGUCGCGCGACCUCGUCGCCGCGCUGGGCCUGCCCGAGAAGGAGGUCACCGUCAACUCGCGGACCAACCACGUCACGAUAAAGGGGUUCCACGAGGAGAAGGUCAAGGCAUGGCUCGCCCAGCGCGGGUUCUAG